AUGCCCUUUCCAUUUGUGCUUUCCACCACCUCCCACAUCUCCUUUCAAGCCAGCCUUAUCUCAUCCACUCACCCGUCCCUCCCCACCGCAGCGACAUCUCAGCGGGCGGUUCUCCGGUCGGCUUUAAAGGCCCACAAGAGACUGUCAGCAGCAGACCAGGCUACGAACCUGUUGCCUCUUGCCUCUACAGUCCAAAGCUAUAUCCGCUACCUCGUCACCCUCGACGUCGCGCUCUGUGGCAAACCUGUGGCUGGUGAGGACGUUGACAUUGCACUUGCAAAGGAACCUGAGAUUGAAUGGCGACCAACCUUGAGCUUGAACGCCAUUCCAGGCCGCGAGAAUGAGCGGGUCAAGGGCAAGGGACUUGACUACGAGCUCUUCUUCGUGCAUCAUACACUAGCGCUCAUUCAGAAUCUAUUAGCCAGACAAUCUCUCCUUGGGCUCUAUGCUGCGGUGAAUCCGACAUCAGAGCAACGCAUAACACUGAUCCAAAGUGCUUCCAAGUGCCUUAAGACGGCACACGCCAUCCAUUCCUAUCUUCUGCUGAGAGCAAACUCUUCCAACGAUGGUCCCCCCACAUUUCCGCCCGCUGCGGUUGAUGUAUCGGCAAGUGUGCAAUUAGCUUUGCAGCACUUGACCCACGCGGAAUUUAACUUGCUUUGCGUGCUGAAGGAAGAUCCAUACCCUGCACUGCUCAUUCAAUCACGAAACAAAGACGAUAAAGAGUGGAUGAUUAGGGCUCCACAAAUUCAGAAGGUUCGGGGUCAAGUGCUAACUCGACUUUGUAUCGGAGCAGCAGAGCAUGCUUCUGCGGCUGCAGUGGCUCUAAAGGUCGAAACCGCAAAGGCGUCGAAAGAGCUCUUAGAAUACUGUGAUGGCAUUCAUCGAGCCUCGCGGGCAAAAGCAUGCAGAUUCCAGGCACUAGAGGAGGACACACAUGCAGGCCAAACAGGGAAGGCCAUCGCGUGGCUCAGAGCAGCAAUGAAUGAGCUAGGCCUCGAAGUGGGAAAAGAUGGCUCCAAGUCUUCGGGCUUUGCCAAGCUGAAGACGUCCUGGAUCGAAAGACGAGAAGACAAACGGAUCGAAAAGGGUAGCUCAACGUGGGGGAUGGACGGCGGUAAACUCGAAGAAAGUCGGAUCGUCGAAUACCUAGAUCAAAAAUUCAACAAACAGAACGAUACGAUUAACGUCCAGCUGAUACCGGAGUGGAAACCGCUGCUGGUAACACUGCCUAGCGGGAUGAAUAUGCCAAUUGAUGAAAGAUGGAAGCCAGCACCCUUGGAAGAAGAUGAAUUGGCGUCAAUGAGAGCGCCGCCGGAAGAUGACGGACUCGGUGCCGCCAACAGCUCGGAUGAGAAUGAAGAUAGCACAACGGCGCCCGCAGGAGCUUUCCCUGGCACGCAGCAGGACUAUGGUAGUAGGACGAGUUACUAUUAA
Messenger RNA from Fonsecaea nubica, 1437 nucleotides. RefSeq lists its product as hypothetical. Gene Ontology annotation, biological process: cellular response to pH. NCBI's taxonomy places the organism in Eukaryota, Fungi, Ascomycota, Eurotiomycetes, Chaetothyriales, Herpotrichiellaceae. The transcript has a single exon. The record is from RefSeq and is a predicted model, not a curated record. Bases 1 to 1437 code for a protein of 478 amino acids. Gene Ontology annotation, cellular component: plasma membrane.